Molecule: messenger RNA, 2379 nt
Organism: Dendronephthya gigantea
Lineage: Eukaryota; Metazoa; Cnidaria; Anthozoa; Malacalcyonacea; Nephtheidae
Product: proton channel OtopLc-like
Exons: 2
Coding region: 148-1968 (606 amino acids)
Biological process (GO): proton transmembrane transport
Cellular component (GO): membrane
Molecular function (GO): proton channel activity
Source: RefSeq, a predicted model, not a curated record
UUUGCUGUUUUCUUUGAAGCAAGGCUUGCAAGGGCAGCUACCAAAACUUGGAAAUUACGUUUUGUUGUCGCCAUCUCGAAAAAUAAUCGCUUACGAGUUGAGAGCUAUUUGUAAGAACAAGAAUAUUAAAAUAAAAAAAGCUUUUGAAUGGAUCAAGUUGCAAGCACCAGUGAUGAAAAUUCUGGACGAAAAUUACUUCCUGUUGCAUCAGGAGUUGAAACUGGAGGUCUUGAUAAUCCAUGUUCUGUUUCGGUUGAUGAUGAACAUGGUUCAACCAAUACCAACCACAUUAAGCACAUACCAACAGGCAGUGAACGAACCCCCCUGAUUCGACCAAGAAGAUCAACUGAUGUCACAGAUGAUACCAAUAGCGACAGUGGAUUACCGACAAUGCGGUAUGGGUCUAUUCCUGGUCGACAAGCACCACGCUUGGAGGCUAAACCAGGAAUUAUUGCAAGAAUUGACAAAACAUUAUCACAACCAACAACUAGUGUUAUAGCAAUGUUGUUGAUUGUGGUUCUUGGCAUUGCCCUGACUUUUGCAGCAAAUCUAAACACUGACCGUCAGGCAGGACAAAUAAAACCCCAUCAGGUUUUGAUCUACAUGAUGCUGUUAAUUUCUGUAUUUGUGGCAUGGAUGUGUUUCGCCGUGGUGCCUCAAACGCCCCAUUACUCACGCAGACGGGAUGGAACAUUGAUACCCAGGCAUCUGUUAACAGGCGUCGCCAUCUUUGGAACAGUCAGCGCCACUACACAAAUUCUCCUUUUCGUGGAUUUUAUAAAAUGUAGCAAGCAUGUUGAAGGUCUGAGUUACGUCUUUGCAGUGUAUCCUUUCUUCAAGAUUGCUUUCAUUUACUUCCAAAUGUAUUUUUUCUACAAGCUCUCUCGUGACAGCAUUCAUCACAACAGUCUUCCCGGUGGCGUUUUCUUUGUCAUGGUAACCUUAGCAACCAACCUGACCAUCUGGGCGUCGGUAUUUUUCAACGAUGCAACGGGCGCCGCAAAAUUGAGUAAUGUAUCGUGGUUGAAUCAUUACUAUUUUGGCAUAGAAAAACAUGAUCUUUGUGCUAAUGAAAACCUCACAAGCCCAGCGUCACGAGAACUCCACAAUCUUCUUAGCAACUUUGCACCUUACAUCAGCACCUUUUCAAUGGAAUAUGCUCUGCUUGCAUCCGGUUUGUUGCUAGAUGUUUGGCUGGUCAUAAAGAAACCUGAAACCCACGUACCCAAACCCCAAAAACAGCAGUGGACACUCUGGCGUUUUGGUUUCAUUUUAGGACUUCUUGCAAUUCCUGUUGUGUUUGUGGCUUACAUGAAAGAACAGAUUGCAAUAGAUUUUACUGCCCCUAAAGUGAUACUCUACGUCCUGAAGAGCUUGUUCUUCCUUGCGAUGAUGUACUGCUGUUUUAAAUGCACAAGUCUUUUAAAUGAAAAGUCAGGUUUCGUGAAGAAAGACAAGCAAACCAAACUGGAAAUAUAUUUGUUGGGUGUCUCAGCCUUACUUGGAUUUCCAGCAUUCGAUAUGGCUUCCACGGUUGCAGCCAUUUGUGAAUGGCGAAAUUUUCCAAUACUUUAUGUUCUCUGGAGUGGUAUUGCUUCUAUGUUUGAGCUCUUUGCAAGUUGUGUCCAGUUUUACUUCAUCAGAAAAGCCUACCAGUACAAGCUUCCUAAGGUCGCAGAUACCAAAGCUAACAAAGCAUCUAAGUUUAUCCGACAGUAUGCCUCAUUUGCUCUUGUCAUGAACAUCAGUUACUGGGCUUCAAAGACCUAUGAGCUCAGGCAUACUUCGGGAGACACUGUAAUUGCUGAACAGUUUUUUGGCAAGUACACUUGGUUUGGUCUGAGCCAUUUCUCCUUACCUCUUUGCAUUUUUUUCUACUUCCAUAUUGCAACUUGUUAUGCAAAUGUUGUGUCUAUCUUCAGUCAAUUUGGUCCGCUCUGGUUAAAAGAAGAUAAUCGGGAUGAUUAAUAUGGAAGCUAGUCGUGAACUUUAAUGGAUUUUUGAACUUUAUAACUCGAAAUAUAGUUUAGUACAGCCUAGUGAUUCAGAUGAUUAUACAAUGUGUAUACAUAAUAAGUUUAUGAGAGCUUAAUCUUGUAAAAUACGUAAUAAUGUCUCGCGCUUAUGAAAGCGACGGAUCACAGAGGGACGGACGCGCACGCAAAACACAAUAAACGUGCGCAAAAAUUCGCAUAAAUUCCGCUCUAGGGAUCUUCUCCCGGCCGGAACUCCGAGCUCUCGGCCAGAACAUGGCGGGGUUACGCGCGAACAAUGAAAUUUGUAAAUUUCGUAACUUGUUUCAUUUUCGUGUUAUGUAACAAGAAACUCUAUUUCUUGGAAAUUUUGAAUGAAACGUUAUAAUUUUAGUGCCUAAACACG